GUAAAGCAAGACGUGUAUCUUGUUUUCGUAGAACAGGAAGAACAUUUAUCUGUGAAUACGAACCAGCAACAUGUACAGCCGAUGCUAAGCCUUUUGACCUAUUAGAAUAAACUAUAACCUAUUUCUUUAAAAUCGGUUACUAAUGUAUUCGAGGAAGGAUGUCGUCCGAUUUAAUGUUAGACUUCGAGACUCAAGAACAAGAAAUGAUGAACAGUGAAACUGGCACCAUGUCCAUCGACCAGGAUGGCGAGUGGGACAUCAGCCUGUUUGACGAGCUGUACAACCUUGGGGAUGCAGAUGAACUUCUUCAGGCCUUGGAGUGCGUGGGAUAUGCCGGCGAUGCCCCUGACAUUGACUUUGACAUGGACCUGCCUCCCUGGAGCACUGACACAGAUGGGGAUCUGAGUGUGGACUCUCUCUCUCCUGCCCAUACCAUGAGCUCUGUCACCUCGCCUGCAUCCCGAGAGGCCCUGUCACCUUACUCCAUACAAGAUGAUCUAGCCCUAUCUCCUCAGCCCUCUCCUGCCGUCUCUGUCUGCUCCGAGUCCAGCGGCUUCUCAGAGCCCCCCCUGGCCAAGAGGGCCCCCAAGAGGACCAGUCAGGCCACGCGAGUCAAGCCAGCCCAGGCAGUGAAGAGGCCUAUCCAGCUCACCCCCAAGGUGUCCAUCCAGCCCAGACCAGUUGUAACAGCUGUACCCCAGCACGCCGRGGGCCCUCUCCAGACCAUCAUCAUCCAGCCCCUGCAGACCACCCUGGUGCCUCACCCUGCUYUGGUCAAACCUGCCCCUGUCAGCAUACAGCCAGCGCCACCUAUAGUCGAAGGUGUCCCAGCGGCAGCAGAAGAUGAUAAAGAACAGGGAGUCAGCGUCUCAGUCCCGUAAGAAGAAGAAGGAGUACCUGCUGACGCUGGAGGUCCGUCUCGAUGGCGUUGUCUGAGAACCAGCUGCUCAAGGACGAGAACGGCACCCUGAAGAGACAGCUGGAGGGACUACUGUCAGAGAACACGGUUCUGAAGACCAGUGCUCCUAAGAGCGGGCCAUUUGUCUCAUGGUGGUGCUGGUGUUCCUCAUGCUCAAUGUUGGACCAAUGAG
This is a messenger RNA of Salvelinus sp. IW2-2015, 1091 nucleotides long. RefSeq names its product cyclic AMP-dependent transcription factor ATF-6 alpha. Gene Ontology annotation, molecular function: RNA polymerase II cis-regulatory region sequence-specific DNA binding; DNA-binding transcription factor activity, RNA polymerase II-specific. Gene Ontology annotation, biological process: endoplasmic reticulum unfolded protein response; regulation of transcription by RNA polymerase II. NCBI's taxonomy places the organism in Eukaryota, Metazoa, Chordata, Actinopteri, Salmoniformes, Salmonidae. Gene Ontology annotation, cellular component: nucleus. The record is from RefSeq and is a predicted model, not a curated record.